CUGUCAGACAGACGAAUCCUCUCAGGGUCAGAGUUUGCCGGUUGCUCUUCUCUUGCUGUGCCAGACACAUCCACAUUCAUGACUAGAUUUGUAAAAUAUUACUAAUGGUUUACAUGAUUUUACUUGUCUGGAACACGGGUCUGAUGGCAUUCACAAUGAACAUAAAGCCUUGCAUAGCUUGUGUUUGGUCAUUUGUGCUUAUUCACCCCAAACUGCCAGAGAACUUUACUGUAAGAUAACAAACGACAGCACGCACAAAAGUUUGUGUAUCAGCGUGUUUGAAGGUUAAUCACUGGACUUAAAACAACACAUAUUAAAGACACUUAAACUUUUUUGAUUAUGAAAAACCUAAGAUCAAUUUUAUGUCCUUUUCUUUCUCAAGAACUUAAAAGUUUGAGCAAGAGUGAGGUCAUCAUUGUGAUGAUGCGGCUUCCUCUUUUUCAGUUUCCUCGAAAUACAAAAUUAGACACGCAGCUCUUCUAUUUUCCCUCUCAACAUUAGUCAGUCUCAAGUGUUAGCUAUCAGAUUGAGAAACGUUAUGGAAGAGGCUGGUAAGUCUUCUGUAUGAAACCAAUGUCAUGUCAUGAGUCAACAUGUCGUUAAAAUUAAAUUAAAAUGUUACCCGUUUCGCUAACAUUUUCUCGUCACUCACAUUUGUAACUUGCUCUUUCCUUACUAAGACUGGAGAUUGCUUUGGACCUUGAGACUGAAGGUACGUAAAACUUCUCAUUAAAGGAAGCAAAUUUUGAAGAAGUACUGAAAUCCCUUGAGCUCGGACAAUGAAUUCUAUUUUCUAAAGCAUAAAUAUAGAAUGUUUUAUGUAAAAUACUAAUCAGGUAAGUGACAAAAGAGCAGCUGUGAAGCACUUGAUUUCCUUCCAAAAUGCAGUAGAUCAAAAGUAGCUGAAGGAAAUACUCAAGUACUCCAAGUUCUUGUUCUUGGAGUCCUUGAGUUGCCCUUGAACAACAAUGAUUGUCACUGUUGUAAAAGCCAUUAAAACCAGGGCAAUGUUGGAAUUUCUAAUUUGUUUUUCUGUAUAUUUCUUACUGUUUACAAUGGCACUGUCAGUUAGCAGCUUGUUGUUGGAGUUCUACCUACACAGGUCGAACGCUUGAUUGUUGAAAAUCUGGUUCAGAAAUGUUUAAAAUCGGGUUACAAACUCGCAAAUUCCUGAACCCAGUUGAAAACAGGCUCAGUGGGCAUCACAGGGAUAGAAAACCUUGAAGUGGACACAGUACAGAAAUGUACCUAUGAAGAAAAAACACUGAAUUUAACAUUACAGCCAGUGAAAAGUGCAAAAAAUUAGCUAUUUUCAAAAAGUCAUGAAAUGAUGGAGUUGAAAAACAAAACCUUUUGUUGGUUGUUUUUAAAGGAUUGUCCUGGGUUAAGAAUAUGCAGUGUGAAAAGCCCUUAACAUGGUAAAAACUCUUCUGUAUGAGUAAUGCUUUCUACAUUACUUUCUUCUUUCAUCCUCUUCAGAUGUACAUUGUUGAACAACAAUAAUCUCCCCCUCCAAGUGACAGAAGAUAUUGAACAAAACAACCAAACUUCACCAUGCGAGCCACAGGAAGUUGUCCUCUGUUUCUUGUUUUUCUUCUCUCUUUCCUGCUUCAUCUUCAUCUUUCACUGGCUUUUUCACUGAAAAACUGCAUGAUUGUCUUUCCUGAAAGUCCAAAUAAUCUGACGGUUUUGUGCAAAAAGCGUGACCUCACGGUUAUUCCAGAUGACAUUCCCAUAAACGUGACAUCACUAGAUCUGAGCACAAAUCAUAUUUUGAAGAUCACCAACACAGAUCUGAGAUGUUUAUCAAAGCUCAUGUCUGUACGAGUUAACUUUAACUCGAUUUCACACGUUGAUGACGGAGCUUUCGUCGACUUGACUGAGUUAAGGACCCUGAGCAUGAGUAACAAUAAACUCACAAACCUGACAGACAACAUCUUUAAAGGGCUCUUCAAACUGGUCACACUUACUCUGUCCAGUAACCAGAUCUCAUACAUCUCCCCGAGGGCCUUUCAGUCCCUGGUCAGCAUACAGAGCGUAGAGCUCAAUAACAAUCGCCUACAUCGAAUUACACACAUUACUCCGAUCUUAAAACUACCAACUUUACAUAAAUUGUCCAUUUCUUGCAAUGAGUUCGCCUCUUUUCGAUCAGAUGACCUGCCUCUUCAUGUCUCAAACCUGAGGUCUCUGGAGCUAGAUAUGAACCCAGUGAGGAAGUUCAGCAUUAGGAAGGACAUCUUUCCUCAUCUGCAGUUUCUCAGUCUGUGCAGUUAUGGACGUGAGAUGGAGUGGGACGUAGCAAACAAGACCUUUCUGAGGAGCGUAACUAGUUUGUCACUGAGACAAGCUGAUGUUAGCUUUCAGCCGUACAGCGCAGUGCUGCAGACCACUGAAUCACUACAAGUACUUCAUCUGAAAUUCAUGAAGACAUUGAUAGAAAAAGGUCUCAUAGACAUUGCCUGCCAAAUCCCCUCUCUAAGACUUCUUAGUGUGGCAUUUAGUGAUAUUCACACCAUCAACGAUACGCUGCUGCGAUCUUGUUCUCAAGUAACUGAACUUGGUUUCUCUUAUGAUACCCUGUCAGAGCUGUCUGAGCAUUCAUUCAGAUCAAUGACACGGCUCAGAUUUCUCUCACUGAACGGUAACGAUCUGUCUCAAGUGCCACUUGCCCUCCGAGGACUCUCCACACUGGAAAUGGUGGAUCUGAGCUUCAACUUCAUCAGUGAUCUCGACUGUCACGGCUUCCUGAAUUUGACAAAACUUACAAAACUUAAUCUCAAACACAAUCGCAUUUCAAAACUUCAUGGAUGUGUUUUUAAGUAUCUGACCAAUUUGAAUGUCCUGAAUAUUGAAGAUAAUUCUGUUUACAAGUUUUACAGUGCCUUCAAAAUUAAUUUACGUAAAUUAGAAUCUUUGAAUUUGCACAAUCAUCAUCUUCUGAACAUCAUGCAAGGAGACUUUGUGGGUCUGUCUUCCCUCCGUGUUUUGGAUUUAGAAUCUGACACAGAUGCGGCGGUGGAGGAUGGGGCCUUUGAAGGACUAGAUAAUCUCCAAACUCUUAGUGUUUCACUCGGUAGUUACAGAACAGAGCUUUUCAUAGGAAUACCACAAUUAGAAAAUCUCACACUCCAUCUUACCUAUGACCUUAACCAGAGGAGCUUUCUACAAAAAGAUGAUGCACCUUUCUCAAAUUUACCCUGCCUGAAGAAGCUUGUACUCAAAGUUUAUGACCAACGUCAAGAAGUUGUUUCACCAGAUCUGCUCAAAGGUCUGAAAUCACUUGAGUAUUUCACAGCUGAGAAGUUCUUAAUAAGAUCAUUGCACCCAGACACAUUUAAAUACACUCCUAAACUAAAGGAUCUUCAUAUAGUCGACAGCGAUCUGUCAGAUUUAACCCCUGAACUGUUCUGGCCAAUCCCAAACCUGCAGACGCUCGACCUCUCCAACAAUAACUUCAGGUCUUUGGAUUUCCUGGCCAGGGCCAACCUGGCAGCACUCAGCUGGCUGAAAAUCAGUGAGAAUGAGUUGUCAUCUAUAAACGAGACAGUCUUCCAAUCCCUCCCUGCCUUGAUGUAUCUGGACCUGACUGGUAACCCUUUAGCAUGUGAAUGCUCUAACGCUGGCUUCAACCAAUGGGUGCAGAGCAACAACCAGACACAGGUCGUCAACGGCCACCAGUACACUUGUGCCUUUCCUCUGAGCCAACAGGGAAACAAGUUCCUGGACUUUGACGCACACUCCUGUUGGAUAGACGGCAGCUUUCUUUACUUCCUCUCUAGCACCUGUCUGGUUGUGUUUACUCUGCUUGCAUCCUUCAUCUACCACUUCCUCAGAUGGCACUUGGCCUACUCCUACUACCUCUUCUUGGCCUUCCUCUAUGACAAGAGGAGGAAGGCCUCGCCUCACCACUACGAUGCUUUUGUCUCCUACAACAUUCACGAUGAGGCCUGGGUCUACAGGGAGAUGCUUCCAGUCCUGGAGGGGGAGCAAGGCUGGAGACUGUGUCUGCACCACAGAGACUUUGAACCAGGUAAGCCCAUCGUGGAGAACAUCACAGACGCCAUCUAUGGCAGCAGGAAGACCAUCUGCGUGAUCAGCCGGCACUACCUGCAGAGUGAGUGGUGCUCCAGGGAGAUCCAGAUGGCCAGCUACCGUCUGUUUGAUGAGCAGGAGGACGUGUUGAUCCUGCUGUUCAUGGAGGACAUCCCGGCCCAUCAGCUGUCUCCGUACUACCGGAUGAGGAGUCUGGUGAAGAGACGCAGCUACCUGAGCUGGCCACAAGCCGCUCAACACACCGGAGUCUUCUGGGAGAACAUACGGCGAGCUCUGGACACAGCUGACAGACCCGCUGACAACAGGCACCUCCUCACCGGACGCCCAGACUUCAUCUAGUGGAGGUUUUUAUUUGACUCGGAAGUCCAAAAAUUACAAAUGGAAAACAAGAAUGUUAUUGUUUAAAUCAGUAGCGUUUACAAAUAGUUGUAUCUCCAAAACACUUUGGCCCAAUCCCAUUUCCCAGUUUUACCCCCACCCCUCAUUUUAAGGUUAGUGGUUUCAAGAGCUUCACCGUUCAUUAGUUACAUUAACGACCAGACUUUUCCAACAUGGCGUCCUCCACUGUGCUGAAUUCUCCCAUGUUACCGUGGCAAUCCUAUUAUCACAAUGCCACUCUGAUGGAGAUGGACAAGACUUUCACAACUUCAGGCUCAAUCAAGUCGUCAAAUUAAAAUUAACACUGCUUGCUACAGGUUGCAAAUGUUAGCAGUGCUUUAUAGGCUAACAUUAGCAAACUUCACCGCCACUAAGAGUCUUACUGCACAAUUACUAUCCAGGUUUUCUAUAAACUGAUCAAUGUACAAGUUGUAAAGUCAGAGUUAGAACAGUGUGGAACUAAAGUGGCCUGUAAAGACGGACUAGUGAGUAGAUGAGUCUCCGUGUUCGCUGUGAGGACGUUUAAUGUCCCCGACAACCUCUGUAGUCUCAUUCAGACACUCGUUAGUAGCAGCUAACUGUUGUUAACACAUGAAGAGCUUCAGGAUUAAACUGUGAGACAUUUAAUGAUGGAUUUUAUGUCAUAGAACAAAACAUGUGAACGAAUUUCAGACUUAAAAACAAUCACAGACUUGUGUGUGAAAUUGUGGGAUUGUCAUAAAACAAAUCGGCAAUAACAAUGUAACGUUAGCGAGCUAGCUAGCAUCAGCAAACUAGUUGUGAUUGUUUUUAUAUUGCUUGUCAUAAUUAAAAUGGACUGUGAUACAUUAAACUGAAAGUCAGUUGUCAUAACUGGUGGUCGACUGAU
Messenger RNA from Acanthopagrus latus (yellowfin seabream), 5299 nucleotides. RefSeq names its product toll-like receptor 13. The record is from RefSeq and is a predicted model, not a curated record. Gene Ontology annotation, biological process: toll-like receptor signaling pathway; inflammatory response; immune response. The coding region runs from base 1555 to 4392 and encodes 945 amino acids. Gene Ontology annotation, cellular component: membrane. The transcript is spliced from 3 exons. Lineage: Eukaryota; Metazoa; Chordata; Actinopteri; Spariformes; Sparidae. Gene Ontology annotation, molecular function: transmembrane signaling receptor activity; protein binding.